AUGUUCUCUUACAAGAGUUUGGCCGGUCUCUUCAUGACCUUGUCCUUGGCAGCCGCCAACAUCGAUACUCCCUCUGGUGCCGAUAUGUGUGAGAGCCAAGGCGAAGGCAGCUGCCAGUUUGCGACUUUCGACAUUACCGAUGACUCUGGCGGCAUCUGCUCAACCGCCUUGACAAGACAGGCGGUUAUCUACGACCACGCUUGCAACCAGAUCGGUUGGUCUAGCGACUUCUUCCAGGAAGGUGAUUCGAUUGACUCUCAGUUGCCAUACACCGUCAGCAUUAUCAAUGAGAAUGGUGGUCAGACUGCGGACUGCCGUAUGAAGUAUACUAUUAGCUACAGUGAUGGCACAUAUGGAUACGGUAUGCCCGAGAAUGGUGCCUGGAACUCAUGCGACGCCGAGUCCGGAAAAGCCUGCAGCUGGUACCGUACGGCAUUCCCUUGCCCUGGUUUCUAG
Molecule: messenger RNA, 456 nt
Organism: Penicillium angulare
Lineage: Eukaryota; Fungi; Ascomycota; Eurotiomycetes; Eurotiales; Aspergillaceae
Exons: 1
Coding region: 1-456 (151 amino acids)
Source: RefSeq, a predicted model, not a curated record